Solanum stenotomum is the source of this 2544-nucleotide messenger RNA. RefSeq names its product G-type lectin S-receptor-like serine/threonine-protein kinase SD2-5. NCBI's taxonomy places the organism in Eukaryota, Viridiplantae, Streptophyta, Magnoliopsida, Solanales, Solanaceae. The record is from RefSeq and is a predicted model, not a curated record. The coding region runs from base 28 to 2544 and encodes 838 amino acids. Gene Ontology annotation, molecular function: protein serine/threonine kinase activity; ATP binding. Gene Ontology annotation, biological process: recognition of pollen; protein phosphorylation. The transcript has a single exon.
CAAACAUUUUGUUAGCUUUAGUAAGAAAUGAUUGCAGAGCAGAGAUUGUAUUUUCCUCAUGUCCUGUUCAUCAUUUAUCUUCAGUUUUCAUUCAGGUUUGCUUCAUCCCAGAUUUCAUGGUACCUAAAUGGCAGUUAUUUGAAUUCUACUGCUGGACUUUCCACUUCAUGGACCAAUAGGCCUUUUUGGUUUGAUGCACAAUCCACAUAUGGAUUAUCUCUCUUGACACCUAUCCUUCUGAGUGGAAUUAAUGGAAAUAAAUACCACUUCUGUGGCUUCUACUGCAAUAGCCAAAGUGUUGAAUGCCUUCUCCGGAUCUUCUUUGCAUUCCCGGACAGCUCCUCUACUGACAACAAAUUCAUGGAUCCCCAGUUGGUUUGGUCUGCUAAUCGAGACCGUCCAGUGAAUGCCAAUGCAACCUUGCAACUAGGAAAAGAUGGCAACUUGGUCUUGGCAGACUCUGAUGGCACUUUUGUUUGGUCCACUAAUACUACUGGAAAAUCUGUUUCUGGCUUAAACAUGACAGAAACGGGGAAUCUCGUGCUAUUUGACAAAGCCAAUCGCACAGUUUGGCAGUCGUUCGAUCAUCCUACAGAUUCUUUGCUCCCGGGGCAGAGCUUGGUUUCUGGAAGGAAGCUCAUAGCAAGCGUCUCAGCAACCAAUUGGAGUCAAAGUUUGCUUUCUUUAACUAUUAUCAAUGGAAGCUGGGCCACUUACAUCAAAUCUGAUCCACCUCAGUUUUACUAUGCUUCAAGUAAUCCGGAUACUAGCACUUAUUUCAGUUUUGAUGGUCAAACACUUACUGUUCAGCAAAACCCUCCUAAAUCACCAGCUCAAUUCAUGAAGCUUGGGCCUGAUGGACAUUUAUGGGUAUACCAAUGGGACGAGAAUGCAUUAGAUUGGAAAGUCAUAUCUGAUGUUUUGUUUAAUGUACAUGCAGAGAACUGUGGGUACCCGAUGGUGUGUGGAAGAUAUGGCAUUUGUACAAGUAAUGGGAAAUGUAGUUGUCCGCCAGAGCGAAAUUUCUUCAGGCCAUUAGAUGAGAGGAAAAUAGAUGUUGGAUGUGUACAGCUGACUUCCAUUUACUGCAACUCUUCGCAGUAUCAUAGUUAUGUAGAGCUCAAGAAUACCACAUAUUUUUCAUUUGAGUUCAGUGAUUCAGGCAUAUUAUCGUUUGAGGGGAAAAAGUUGGAAGAUUGCAAAGGGGCCUGUCUGAGAAACUGUUCCUGCAAAGCUGUUGUCUUCAGAUAUGAUUUGGAUGGGGCUACAACUGGGAGCUGUGUAUUACUGAAUGAGGUCUUUUCUCUCAUAGACACCGAGGACGGAAUGGACAAGCGAGUGUUUCUUAAGGUGCAGAAUUCCUCAAACACUCAGAAUCAGUCUCAAACCAUUUCUGAAGGAAAAAAAUCAAGACCUCACAUAGUGAUAAUAGGAUCUACUCUUGCAGCUUUCUUUGGGAUAAUGUUCAGUAUCACAGCUUUCUUUGUUAUCUUUAAAAAGAGGACAAAAGAUUCCAGAAAGGAUGGGGGUUUUCUGGAUCUCGAACCAAUCUUUCCAGGAAUGCUAACUCGGUUCUCUUACAAUGAGCUAAGAACAAUAACUGAAGAUUUCAGCAGAAAGCUCGGGGAAGGAGGAUUUGGCUCAGUAUAUGAAGGAACACUGAGUAAUGGCACAAAAAUAGCUGUAAAGCGUCUGGAUGGUCUAGGUCAUGUGAUGGAAUCAUUCUUAACAGAAGUAAACAUAGUCGGUGGGAUUCACCACGUCAAUCUGGUAAAACUCAUUGGAUUUUGUGCCGAAAAGACCCAAAGACUUCUGAUCUAUGAACACAUGGUAAAUGGAUCACUAGAUAGGUGGAUUUAUCAUAAAAAUGAAGAAAAUGGGCUUAGAUGGCAUACAAGGCAAAGGAUUAUAACAGAUAUUGCCAAAGGAUUAGCUUAUCUUCAUGACGAAUGCAGCCAGAAGAUAAUUCAUUUGGACAUCAAACCACAAAAUAUCCUUCUAGAUAAAAAUUUCAAUGCUAAGAUAUCUGAUUUUGGUCUGUCGAAACUGAUCGAUAAAGACGAAAGCAAAGUUGUAACUAGGAUGAGAGGAACACCAGGGUAUUUGGCUCCUGAAUGGUUGAGGUCAGUUAUCACUGAGAAAGUAGACGUGUAUGCAUUUGGAAUUGUGCUCUUGGAGCUGUUGUGUGGGAGAAAGAAUUUGGAUCGGUCCCAAGCUGAUGAGGAUGUCCAUUUGCUAAGUGUUUUCGAAAGAAAAUCGGAACAACAGCAGCUUAUGGAUAUUGUUGACAAAAACAAUGAGGAUAUGCAGAUCCAUAAAGAAGCAGUGACAGAAAUGAUGAGCAUUGCUGCGUGGUGUCUACAGGGUGAUUUCACCAAGAGGCCUUCCAUGUCAUUGGUGGUUAAGGCAUUGGAAGGUUUGGUGACUGUUGAAACAAACUUGGAUUACGAUUUCACAAGCCUACCCGAGGUUGAGGAUUGCAACCAACAGAGGGAAGACACUAUCAGCUUAAUAUUGCCUUCAAUUUUAUCCGGUCCAAGGUGA